Molecule: messenger RNA, 1623 nt
Organism: Postia placenta MAD-698-R-SB12
Lineage: Eukaryota; Fungi; Basidiomycota; Agaricomycetes; Polyporales; Adustoporiaceae
Exons: 3
Coding region: 1-1623 (540 amino acids)
Biological process (GO): fatty acid metabolic process
Molecular function (GO): medium-chain fatty acid-CoA ligase activity
Source: RefSeq, a predicted model, not a curated record
AUGACUCUCAAAACCCACCUCACAGUCCUGUAUUGGAGCGCCUCUACAUACUCAUCGGCUCCCGCAUUCUACAUCCCUGACGUUGUCGGCCCCGACGAGCGACUCCGGAAAUGGAACACAGUUACAUACCAACAAUUCCUCUCCGACGUCGAGCAGUCUGCUCGAAUGUGGUCUUCAAAAUUGAGGAAGUGCUUUAUAGCACCACGGUCUGUCGUCGGCCUUUGGUUGGGCGGUAUGACUUACGCAGACGUCCUGCACAUCUACGGUGUAGCGAGGGCUGGUUAUAUCCCGCAAUUGUUCUCCUUGCGUCUGCCGAAUCCAGACGUCGUUUACGAGUUACUCCACCGUGCGGGGGGCCAAGCGAUGAUCUACGAUUCGUCUUUUGCGUCAGUGGUACGCGACUGUCCAGUUCCCGCUAUUGUGACCGUCGACCUCGGUGCAGCGGCUGUGGACAAUGUGCCAUUACCGCCCAUUCCUGAACCGCUCUCUGAAGAGGAUACGGCCAUGAUUUUCCAUACGUCCGGGUCGACAUCGGGAUCGCCGAAGCUAGUGCACUGUAGCUAUAAGUGGCUUGACGCUAUUGUCGCGAAAGGUGAUCUCAUCAGCAGACCCUUUCACGAGGAUCGAAAAGACGUUAUCGUCUGGAUGGGUAGCAUGUGUCAUAUCGGCCAAACCGUAACGCUCGUGGGCGCAUUGCAGCACGGCACCUGCGUCAUUCAGCCGACGACAUUGGCAUUUUCGUCGGACGAGCUGAUUCGAAUGAUUAGCGACUGUGGUCUCAACCGCCUGACGCAGUUUGCGACGUCCGUUGCUAAACAUCUCCGAAACUCACACGAAAACCCCAGGCUCCUUGCUUUGUUGCAAGGGCUUGACGAGGUGCUGUACGCCGGACUUCCCCUCCCAGUCGAGGAAGAGAAGUGGGGUCGUCAGAAUGGCAUUCUACUUCGAAAUCUCUUCGGGAACACGGAGUGUGGCCCAAUGCUCAUCUCAGUCGGUGGACGAGGCCAGGACGCCUCCCUCCUUCAGCCCCUCGAGGGGACGAAGUAUGCCUUCCUUCCCAUCACGGCCGGUUCUGGGCACCAGGAGAACACUCACCACAACGCCAAUUCCCAGCUCCUAGAGCUCGUCAUCCUCGCCGAAUCGCCUGACUGUCCAGAUCCCUCGCUGCGUCAAACCGACGGCCAUUUGCACACCGGCGAUCUGUUCGUCGAGGCUGCACCACGCCGCUACGUCUCUCGCGGUCGCGACGACGACUGGAUCAAGAGCGAGAACUCUCUACGAUGCGACACCAAGGCAAUCGAGGAGAACGUCCGCGCCACGUGUGCGGACCUUGUCGCGGAAUGCGUCGUCGUCGGGAACGGGCGUCCCUCGCCCGCACUAUUCGUGGAGCCAAAGGGUGAUAUCGAUGGAGACAAAUUGAGGAAGGAUAUCAUCCGCCGCACAAGGCACUUCCACUCAAGGCGGUACCUCCAUGAACGGAUUGUUUCCAGCGACUACAUCAUCGUUGUAGCCCGUAAUACCCUUCCCCGAACUGCAACCAAGGGCAACAUUCGUAGGCGCGCCGUCGAGGAUGCCUUCAAGACAGAGCUGGAUCGCGUGUACAAGGUCUCCAGCAAAGCAUGA